Molecule: messenger RNA, 2253 nt
Organism: Zygosaccharomyces rouxii
Lineage: Eukaryota; Fungi; Ascomycota; Saccharomycetes; Saccharomycetales; Saccharomycetaceae
Gene: DRS1
Product: putative ATP-dependent RNA helicase
Exons: 1
Coding region: 1-2253 (750 amino acids)
Molecular function (GO): nucleic acid binding; ATP binding; RNA helicase activity
Source: RefSeq, a predicted model, not a curated record
AUGGUAAACGCUGUAGCGAAGAAGGGAAAGUUAGAUUUGGACUUUGUGCCUACAAUUAGUGAUAGCGAAGAUGCAUUACCAGAUUUAGAAUCCUCUGAUGACGAUGAGAAUCAUAUGAACGAUACACCUGCUAAACCUCAAGCUUCUACUAAAAAAUCCAAGAAGAACAAUAAAAAAAAGAGCAGCACAGAUGAUGUGGAAGAUGAGAAUGUAAACAAAGAUUUAAAUCCAGAAUUUAGAUUUGAUCUGGAAGGUAACGAUAUCGUAUCAAAUUUACAGGCAUGGAAUUUCGUUGGUGAUGAACCCGAUGGUGAUAAUGUGAAAAAAGAUGUGGAUUUAGAUGGUAUUAUUAGAAGGAAAGGUGGAUUGAUCAAGACUAUUCGUGUAGAUGGUGAAAGUGACGAAGAAAAAAAUGAAGUGGAAGAGGAAGAAGAAAAUUCUGAAGAUGGUGGUGAGGAGAACAGCGAAGAUGAUGAUGAAUUAGCCAUGGAUGGGUUUGGUAUGGGCGCCGUCAACAAAGAUGAGGAAGAUGAAGAGGAGGAUGAGAAUGACAGCGGCUCCGAGGAUGAGAAAGACCAAGUCGAAGAAGAGGAUGAAGAGGAUGAGGACCAGGCUCAAAAACAGGAAGAGGAAGAAGAUUCACCUGAAGAAAUGGCUAAAUUUUAUGCGCCUCAGAGUGAAAGUGAGGAAGCAAAGAAAAAGGUUUUCAAUAAUUUCAACAGUUUAUCACUGUCACGUCCCGUUCUCAAAGCUUUGGGUGAUCUGGGUUAUGCUACUCCCUCUCCUAUUCAAGGUGCAACAAUCCCUAUUGCGCUAUUAGGUAAAGAUAUUAUAGCCGGUGCUGUUACCGGUUCUGGUAAGACAGCAGCUUUCAUGAUCCCCAUUAUUGAGCGUUUGAUUUAUAAACCAGCAAAAGUAGCAUCUACUAGAGUCAUAGUGCUAGCGCCAACUCGUGAAUUGGCUAUUCAAGUUGCUGAUGUGGGGAAGAAAUUAGGAAAAUAUGUUAACGGGUUAACUUUUGGUAUAGCUGUCGGUGGUUUGAACCUUAGACAACAGGAGCAAAUUUUGAAGACUAGACCUGAUAUCGUCAUUGCUACACCAGGUAGAUUCAUUGAUCAUAUUAGAAACUCUAGUAGUUUCAAUGUGGAUUCCGUGGAAGUUUUAGUAAUCGAUGAAGCUGAUAGAAUGUUAGAAGAAGGUUUCCAAGAUGAAAUAAAUGAAAUCAUGCAUUUGUUACCAAGCAAAAGACAAACCAUGUUGUUUUCUGCCACUAUGAAUUCAAAAAUUAAGCAAUUAGUUUCUUUGUCAUUGAAAAGACCCGUAAGAGUGAUGACAGAUCCUCCUCAGCAGGCUGUCUCCAAAUUACAACAGGAAUUCGUUCGUAUUCGUAAAAGAGACCAUUUAAAACCUUCAACGUUGUUUUAUCUUAUUAAAAAAUUGGAUGGUGCCGCUCAAAAGAGAAUGGUGGUUUUUGUUUCCAAGAAAGAAAUGGUGCAUAGACUAAGAAUCAUUUUAGGAUUGCUAGGUAUGGCUGUGGCAGAACUUCAUGGGUCUCUGAACCAAGAACAGCGUUUACAGUCUAUUAACAAAUUUAAGUCCUUGGAAGUACCGGUAUUAAUCUGUACGGAUUUAGCCUCUAGAGGGUUAGAUAUUCCGAAGAUUGAAGUGGUCAUUAACUAUGAUAUGCCAAAGAGUUUCGAAAUUUAUUUACACAGGGUAGGACGUACAGCAAGAGCUGGUAGAGAAGGUCGCUCAGUAUCGUUUGUCGGUGAAACCUCUCAAGAAAGAAGUAUUGUGAAGAGCGCCAUCAAGAGUGCACAAGAAAGUGGUGAAAAGAAUUUACCAGUGGGGAGAAAUGUGGAUUGGAAUCAAAUUGAAGAGAUCAACAAAACAGUAGAAUCAAUGUCUGACACCGUGAAGGACAUUUUAGAUGAAGAGAAACAGGAGAAGGAGAUUUUACAAGCUGAAAUGCAAUUGAAAAAAGGUGAAAACUUGAUUAAACACAAGCAAGAAAUUGAAUCAAGGCCAAAGAGAACUUGGUUCCAAACAGAGACUGAGAAGAAAAAUUCCAAGGGUAUGGGGUCGUUGCCCAAGAACACUCUGAAUAGUAAAAAGAGAAAGAGACAAGAGGCUUUAGAGGAGAAAACGCGUCCAUAUAAGAAGACUCAAAAGAACCGCUCAGAGGAUCAAGAAAGGUCUUUCAGGAGACAGAAUGGUAAAAAAAUGAAGGACAAAAAGAAGGGUAAGAAAUAA